AUGCAGUUGAAGCUUUUGCUGCCAUUGACGCUUUGUGCGCUCAUUGCAGCUCCCCUAACAUUGGCCGAUGGCCAAGGCUCCGGCUCCAUCUCCGGGUCCAACUACCGUUUGGGUCUGCGCAAUUCGGUGGCACGUGGCAGCGAGCAUGUCUAUCCCGAGGGACGCUUCACCUCGUCCAUAAUGAACAAGCUGAAUAAUCUCAAGGGCACCACCACCACCACCACAUUGGAGCCGAUAUAUACCCCUUUGACUCCCACCACACCGACAAUUACAGGCACCGGCACAUUUACUCUUACCCCUACCACUGAUACUGACACUCUUACGCCCACUACAGACGCCACGGAUACGGGUACGGAUACUACUGCUGGACGUAGUCUUAAUGAUGUUGAUGCUGACUCGUUGGAGGAUGACGAGGAGGAAACUCUUUAUCAUGCACGCUCUCAUAUGGUUGAUGACGAUGAUGAUGAUGAUGAGUACGAUGUCUCCAAUAACAUGGAUGAGGAUGAUGACGAAGAGAAUGAAUAUGCUGUUGCGCAGCCCGCUGCAGUGCAUCAGUCAUCGUCGUCCGUCGCUAUGUCUGAGCCCGUGCGUCGUCCCACCGAGCAGCAGUGGCGUCAGUUCCAGCUGGAGCAGCGCAAUCGUCGUCGCGUGAAUCGUAUUCAGCGCGAGCAUAAUCAGCGCAUACGCGAGCUGCUGCGCCGUCAGCGUCAGAUGCAGCGUCGCAAUAACCAGCGCCUGCAGCGCGUGCAGAAGAUAAAUCGCCGUCGCCAGAAUCAGCGCACGCGUCGCAUCAGGAACAAAUCAAAGAGCCAGCGUCAGCGUCGCCGUCGUAACAAUGUUGAACGUCGUCGUCGCCAGCAGCAGCAGCAGCAGCGUCGCCGCACGCGCAUGAAUCAGCGUCGUCAUCUGCGCCGGCUGCUGCGUCGUCGCGGACGCACCAAGCCACACAGCGCCAAGGAUCAGGAAGAGCUGCCUGCUGAGGGACGCAUUAGUCCUACCAAGCUGGCCGCGCUGACCGGCCUGCUGGGCAACAAAUAUGGCGGCGGUAGCAACAACGGCGGUGAAGCCGAUACUACGACCGUUAUAUCUGCAACACCAACCACCACUACUGGCACCGUUGAAUCUGAAUUUUUAACCACACCUACCACUAGCAUUGAUCUGGACACACCACCAGAGAAUGAGGACGCUAGGGCCGAGGGACAAUACGACAUGGAGUCCAUGUCCGGUCAGGCUAUGCGCAGCUCACAGCGCGAGGCUGCCCUCCGUCGCCAGAUUGCCCAGCUGAAGCGUCAGCAGCAGAUGCAACGCCGUCGCCAGCAGCAACGCCGCCGCAACAUGGCACGCAAGCAACAGCAGCGUCGCCGUCAGCGCCAGCAGCAGCAGCGCCGUCGUGCCAUUCGUCGUCGCAAUCAGCGCCUGAUGAACCGUCAGCGCACCAACCGCAACAGACGCAACAGGACUCGUCGCGUUGUCCGCGCCUAA
Drosophila busckii is the source of this 1482-nucleotide messenger RNA. Its product is annotated as trichohyalin. Bases 1 to 1482 code for a protein of 493 amino acids. The record is from RefSeq and is a predicted model, not a curated record. The transcript is spliced from 4 exons. Lineage: Eukaryota; Metazoa; Arthropoda; Insecta; Diptera; Drosophilidae.